AUGGCUCCUUCAGUUGCAGAAAUUUCGGAGAGUCAGGGAACUGCUCCAGUGACUGUUCCAUUGAAGAAUGUGUCCGAGACCACUGAAUCCAAGCCCAAGGUCAGAAGAAUAAUCGAUGAGGAGAAGGAUUCAACUGCUAGUUAUCCGAACUACCUUCCAACCUGGGACCACGGGGAAAAGUAUCCCGCUUGGGAACCUUUCACCCACGUCGAACACGGCAAAGGUGCCGACCCAACCUUCAAGGACCUGCUGCCCGAAGGAUCUACUAUUCAGAGACUCACUCCAUCCAUCGGGUCUGAAGUCCGAGGAGUCCAGCUAAGCAAGUUGUCCGACGCCGGAAAGGAUCAAUUAGCCCUACUCGUGGCCCAGCGUAAAGUAGUCGCAUUCCGUGACCAAGACUUCGCGGAUCUUCCAAUUCCUGACGCCCUUAAUUUUGGUGGCUACUUUGGCCGUCAUCACAUUCACCCGACCAGCGGUGCUCCUGAGGGACAUCCCGAAGUCCACAUCGUCUAUCGAAAUGGGUCAGAUGGCGAAGUUGAGGCUUUCUUUGCCAAUCGCAAUAGCAGUGUCCAGUGGCACUCGGAUGUUUCGUACGAGCAACAGCCCCCGGGAACCACCUUUUUGUACAUCCUUGACUCGCCAGAGGUAGGCGGUGACACUGCUUUUGUAAAUCAGGUUGAGGCAUACAACCGUCUGUCGCCGGCAAUUCAAGAGCGUUUGCAUGGGCUGAGGGCUAUUCAUUCUGGUUUUGAACAAGCAGAGUUUAGCAAAGGUCGCGGAGGUGUUGUAAGGCGAGAGCCAGUUUCGAACGAGCACCCAAUUGUGCGAACUCAUCCGGCAACUGGGGAAAAAGCUUUAUACGUGAACGGCGGAUUCACUCGCAGCAUCGUUGGCCUUAAGAAAGAGGAAAGCGAGUCCUUGUUGUCUUUCUUGUUGAAUCAUAUCGGCCGUGGAAUUGAUUAUCAGGCCCGUGUUCGAUGGGGCCCUAAGACAGUUGUUGUUUGGGAUAACCGUGUUACUGCGCACUCUGCCAUCUUCGAUUGGACUACAGGCGAACGCCGUCACCUGGCACGAAUCACUCCCCAGGCUGAACGGCCGUAUGAAACACCAUAUGCGGCUUGAAUGACAUGACCGCAAUAAAACAGUAUAUGGAACUUUCAGAAAUCAUAUUUUUGUUUGAAACACAAAUUGGCUCGUCCAUUUACACAAAGUUGAUAUAAUAUACCAUUUUAGUAGUAUUAUUUAUUGUGUGCAUUUGUAGAUAAAGUUGUU
Talaromyces proteolyticus is the source of this 1272-nucleotide messenger RNA. RefSeq lists its product as uncharacterized. Gene Ontology annotation, molecular function: 2-oxoglutarate-dependent dioxygenase activity. Lineage: Eukaryota; Fungi; Ascomycota; Eurotiomycetes; Eurotiales; Trichocomaceae. The coding region runs from base 1 to 1122 and encodes 373 amino acids. The record is from RefSeq and is a predicted model, not a curated record. Gene Ontology annotation, cellular component: cytoplasm. The transcript is spliced from 4 exons.